AUGUCUCAGUACAACUUCAAAAAGAUCGCCACGGUCCCCACGGCGAAGGAUUUCAUCGACAUCGUCCUCUCCAAAACGCAACGACAAACACCGACGGUCAUCCACCGAGGCUACGCCAUCACGAGAAUUCGCCAGUUUUACAUGAGGAAAGUGAAAUAUACUCAGCAAAGUUGGCACGAGAAGUUAUCGAGAAUAUUGGAGGAUUUCCCUAGAGUGGACGACGUGCACCCGUUUUAUUCGGAUUUGUUGAACGUUCUGUACGAUAAGGAUCACUACAAAUUAGCGUUGGGGCAGUUGAAUACGGCGAGAAAUAUAAUCGAUAAAAUUAGCAAAGAUUACGUGAAGCUUUUAAAGUACGGGGAUUCACUGUACAGAUGCAAACAACUGAAAAGAGCCGCGAUGGGGAGGAUGUGCACGAUGAUGAAGAAGCACGCGGCGAGCUUAGCGUAUUUAGAGCAAGUGAGACAGCACAUGUCGAGAUUGCCGUCGAUCGAUCCGAACACGCGGACGAUCUUGGUGUGCGGGUAUCCGAACGUCGGCAAGUCGUCGUUUAUGAAUAAAGUGACCAGAGCGGACGUGGAGGUGCAGCCGUACGCGUUUACGACGAAAAGUAUAUACGUCGGGCACACGGAUUAUAAGUAUUUGAGGUGGCAGGUUUUGGAUACCCCGGGGAUUUUAGAUCGACCUUUGGACGAGAGGAACACGAUCGAGAUGCAAUCGAUCACCGCUUUGGCGCAUUUACGCGCCGUGGUUUUGUACGUCGUAGAUAUUUCCGAGCAGUGUGGGUUUACUAUUAAGCAACAGUCGGAUUUAUUUCACUCCAUCGCGCCUUUGUUCGCGAAUAAACCGUUGGUGGUGGCUUUGAAUAAAACAGACGUGGCGAAAGUAGAAGAAUUGAAAGAGUCGGACAGAGAGUUGUUGGAGGACAUGAGGAAGUUUGUCGCGGGACCUUCGACGUUGCAGCUCGGUGAGGACGACGGCGAGCACCAACAGUUACCGACGAUGUCCACGCUGAGCGAAGAUGGCGUCGCAGACGUGAAGAAUUUGUGCUGCGAUCGUUUGUUGGCGAUGCGCGUGGAACAAAAGUUAGCCGGUCGAAGAGCGGGGGAUAUUUUAAAUCGAUUGCACGUGGCGCAACCGAAAGCGAGAGAUUCAAAGUCUAGGCCGCCGUCGAUACCGGCGAAUUUGGAAGAAAUGAAAGCGAGAAAAGCGAGAGGGGAGAAAAUCAUCACAGAAAAAGAUUUACAAGAGCAAAACGGCGGCGCGGGUGUUUACUCCGCCGAUUUCAACAAGCACUAUUUGUUAGCGAACGACGAGUGGAAGUACGACGUCGUUCCGGAAAUUUACAACGGGAAAAACGUGGCGGAUUUCAUCGACCCGGAAAUCGAGGCCAAGUUAGCCGAGCUGGAACGCGAAGAGGAGGAGUUGGAGAAACAAUGGGAGGCCGAAGCGCAUUUGAGAGAACCGAAGGAAGCGCCGUUGACGGAGGAAGAAAAACAAUUGUUGGGAGAAAUCAAACUGAGAAGGAAAAAGUUAGUCGCGGAACACCGACGGAAGAAAUCCGUCGCCGGGAACUCGUCGAAGAUUCCAGCCUCGAAAGCGGACCCGGAAGGCAAACGCACGACGAGAAACAUGAAAGACUCGUUAGAGAGUAUGGGAUUAGACGCGGACAAGGCGGUGGAAAGAGCGCGAAGUCAAUCGAGAGGCCGAAAACGCGAACGGUCCUCCUCUCGAUUCCAAGAAGGAGGAGACGGCGACGUGGACGAAGACAUGGAAGGCGUGGAGAAAAAACGAACCCACUCCUCGCGCUCGCGUUCCAAAUCCGUCGCCAAAAGAGUCGCCCAAACGCCCGCGAGCGGUUCCGGUCUCAAAAACGCCGAAGCGAACAUCAAAGCGCAACGCUUAGCCGAUUUGGCGCAAAGGAAAUCGAGUAAAAAAGCGCGCUCGGGCGAAGGCGACAGAGUUAUCGUCACCAAAAUGCCAAAACACUUGUUCUCCGGUAAAAGAGGGAACGGGAAAACCGAUCGGCGUUAG
This is a messenger RNA of Bathycoccus prasinos, 2034 nucleotides long. RefSeq lists its product with no specific name. Gene Ontology annotation, biological process: ribosomal large subunit biogenesis. The coding region runs from base 1 to 2034 and encodes 677 amino acids. Gene Ontology annotation, molecular function: GTPase activity; RNA binding; GTP binding. The transcript has a single exon. NCBI's taxonomy places the organism in Eukaryota, Viridiplantae, Chlorophyta, Mamiellophyceae, Mamiellales, Bathycoccaceae. Gene Ontology annotation, cellular component: nucleolus. The record is from RefSeq and is a predicted model, not a curated record.